Messenger RNA from Cydia splendana, 4646 nucleotides. It is a transcript of the gene dcr-2, whose product is annotated as endoribonuclease Dicer-like. Gene Ontology annotation, biological process: pre-miRNA processing; apoptotic DNA fragmentation; siRNA processing. The transcript is spliced from 30 exons. Gene Ontology annotation, cellular component: cytoplasm; RISC complex; nucleus. Gene Ontology annotation, molecular function: RNA binding; ATP binding; protein binding. The record is from RefSeq and is a predicted model, not a curated record. The coding region runs from base 47 to 4627 and encodes 1526 amino acids. Lineage: Eukaryota; Metazoa; Arthropoda; Insecta; Lepidoptera; Tortricidae.
UUUAGACAUUACCUAUUGCUGUAUGAGACUUUAGAAUUUUUUGAAAAUGGAAGAAGAACACUUGAUAUCUAGGCCCUAUCAAGCGCAGCUCGAAGAAGUGGCUAUCAACAAAAACACAAUUAUUCAUUUGCCGACAGGUUCUGGCAAGACUUUUAUUGCCAUCCGCCUAAUCACCCGGUUUCGAGAAGCCCUUCAGAAGCCUUGGGGAGCAGGAGGCAAGCGCACCUUUUUUCUGGUCAACACCAUACCUCUGGUGAACCAGCAGAAAAAAGUUAUAGAAAAGCUCUGCCCUGUCAACGGAGUCGGAGGAUACAGUGGAGAAGACAGGGUGGAUUACUGGAAAAAAGAAAAAUGGGAUGAAGAGCUUGCUAAGAACCAGGUGAUCGUAAUGACCUGCCAGAUAUUGAGCGAUAUGCUGACGCACCAGUACAUACAAAUCGAGGAUAUAAACCUGCUCAUUUUCGACGAAUGCCACCACGCGGUCGACGACCAUCCCAUGCGGCUGGUCAUGAAGCAUUUCGAACAUUGUCCUACGAGCAAACACCCUAGAGUCCUUGGUCUGACAGCGACGUUAUUAAACAGCAACGUUGCAAUACCAAGCAUUCAACAGUCAUUGAGAGACCUUGAGACCACUUUUCAUGCGACCAUCGCCACUGUAAAUGAAAUGGGGGAGGUAUUGAAUUACUCCACGAAUCCCAACGAGUAUGUGGAGUUCUACCAGACGCCCCAGGUGACACCAGCGGCCGCGAAAGCCAUGGACAUCUUAAGGGUGCUGAUAGACUACGUAUUGUCCGUCGAACUGCCACAAACGAACCUUACGCCAGAGAUCAAACUGAAAAAGUACCAGCAGGAUAUCACAACUGAUCCUAAAAAGAUAAUAAAAGCAGUAAAGAACAUGAUUUCUUCGAUGAUUAUGUUUAUAAAAGACCUUGGCGUAUACGGCGGGUCUUUGAGCAUCACUUCAUACAUAAUUCUUUUGGAGCGGCUCAAGCGGAAGUCUCUAAGCAAAGAACAGGAGUUGUUAUAUGAAUUUGUCGUAACACAUUUAACCAAGGCAAGAAUGAUAUUACUGCUGUCUAUGUCAAAAGAAGAAGGGUAUGAGAAAAUUAUCAAACAUUCUUCAGAUCAGAUUAUACAGCUGCUAAAUGUGCUGAAAGAAUUUAACCCCGAUUUAUAUAACAAGCCUGGAGUUAUAAGAAGAAAAAACAUGUCGAACGACCCGCUCUCGGGAAUAAUCUUCACACAACAGCGAUUCACGGCCAAAAUCCUCUACAACCUCCUCAAAGAUGUGAAAGAAGCAAAUCCGGAGGAGUUCAGCUUUCUAAAACAUGAUUUCUUGGUCGGUUUCAACAUCGACCCGUAUAAGAGCACUAGGGAACAAGCGUAUGUCAAGAAGGCUAGUCAUAAAGCAUUGCUCAUGUUUCGGAAUAAGGAACUCAACUGUUUGAUAGCAACGAGUGUAAUUGAGGAAGGCGUGGAUAUUCCCCAGUGCCUGUUGGUACUGCGUUUCGAUGCGCCAUUGGAAUAUCGCUCUUAUAUCCAAAGCAAAGGUCGAGCAAGGAGUGCAGAUUCCAGCUUCGUUUUACUAGUGAACUCUGGCGACCGAGAGAAAUUUAUGAAUAAAUACCAUAGCUUCAUGCAAACUGAGAAAUACAUUCAAAAGUUACUCGUAGGAUCCUCGGAUACCAGAGAAGCUCCUUCAGAAUCUUCCAUACAAACCAUGUAUGACGAGGAUGACAUUCCCCAGUACAACAAUCCUUAUGGAAGUUGUCUCCAUGCAGUAGGUGCUAUAAGCUUGCUGAACCGCUACUGUUCCUGCCUACCCCAUGACCAGUUCACCACGAUAACCCCCAUGUGGAUUAAGGAGUCAGUUUCCGACCGUAUGGGUCAUUAUGCGGGAAUAGUUGUCACUAUCAUCAUGCCCAUAGCUUGCCCUGUCAAAGAACCAAUUAAGGGCAAACCCUACCACAACCUGAAGACAGCUAAGCGGUCGGCAGCGCUCAAUGCCUGCAUAAGACUGCACCAGGAGGGCGAACUAGACCGAGUGACCAUGCUUCCUCGAAAUUAUGGUAAAGUGGACUUUGAGGUCCCGGACAUAAGGUCGUGUUUCUUAAACUGGCCGUGGGACGAGGAAGAGGAUGACGGCGAAGGUGCGUCACAUAAGGCAGGGACUAAGAAGAGAAUGCGGAAGCAUGAGAAAGUGUUCCCAUUAUACCUAUCCGGAUCCAUGGCCGACAGCCAGCAGUAUUAUUUGCACAUAAUAAAACUGAAAAUCGGUUUCGAAAGACCCCAAGAAACUCGCGAGCGCGCACUCUAUGACCUUUUACUUAGAGACGAGGGCUAUGGAUUCAUAACGCCAGAAGCGAUCCCCAAAAUAUGCCAGUUUCCGAUGUUUCUGGCGGUCGGGGAUGUAAUGGUGAAUGUGCACAUGAAUUAUGCAGUCAUACCGCUUAAUAGUGGUAUGGUGGAUCUUAUAAAAAGGUUCCACUUUUUCGUAUUCGAUCAAGUCCUCGAAAUCGCGAAAAAGUUCCUGAUCUACGACGGCACAGUCAACAACCUGUUCGUGGUGCCAGUUAAAGGCAGCGCCGAUGGCUAUGACAUAGACUGGGGUGUCAUGCAGAAAUAUAAGGAGAUCCCUCCGGUACCCCUUUCAGGGCCACCUUACGAGGAUAGAAAAGCGCUGAAAGUGACGCAAGAAGAUUACCAAUAUUCUGUAGUGACACCCUGGUACAGAGGCGUUAUCCUGCCUAGCCGGUACAUAGUAUCGAAAGUGAUAGAGUACAUGACGCCAAAGUCCGCUUUCGACGACUCGUCGUACGACACCUACGAGCAAUACUACUCAGCGAAAUACAACCUGGAGAUUAUUGGCAGCAAGGACCAGCCGCUGCUUGAGGUUUGCAACAUAACCACGCGUAUGAACUGCCUUCUACCCCGAGCGGCCACCAUCAAAUCCUUCACCGACAAACAGAAAAAGCUGAUCUCAGUCUCACAGGGCGACGACAAACCCAAGAGUUUUACGGAGAUAUUUAUUCCCGAGUUCUGUAUGAAAUACGACUAUCCUGGCGUACUAUGGUACAAAGCGACGAUGCUGCCUAGCAUUAUACACAGAGUUCACAUGUUACUGAUUGCGUACGACCUUCGCGCUGAAAUCACAAAAUACACUAAAUAUGGACGGGUCCAUUUACAACAAGGCGAGGAAUGGGAGCCAAUAAAGAUUAACCUACCAGUCGCGAUGAAAUCACUGCAGGCGCAAGUUGAAGAGCCUACGACCAUCAACAGCAUCGACAGGAUAAAUAACCCCAUAGACCCAGAGAACGCUCCUCGUCGGCCAAUCGUGUCCAUGAAGGAAAGCCUGUAUCAACUGCAACAGAAAAAGAUAAACAGGGAAUAUCCUUGGGAUGCAACAAUGGAACCGAUCGACAUAGAGCGCAACAUAUCGUCAGUAACUCUUAUGGACAUAGAAUGCUACGACGAGUUCGUAUCAGCACCUCUAUACGCGCGCGAAGAAAUGUCUCAAUUAGCGGUUAUGCGCUCGCCACCGCGCGUUCUGAAUACUUCGGCAGCGGCCAUCUUGCCGCCACCUCUCAAAUACAACGAUAAAAUCAAGCUGCUCUCCCUAAAGCCAAUGGGCCGCGGUCCCGAAUUGCGUGACGUCCUUUUCGCACUCACAACGAUCAACUCUCACGACACGGCCAACUUGGAACGGGCGGAAACCCUAGGAGAUUCCUUCUUGAAGUUCGCUGCCAGCUUGUAUUUGUACCACAAGUUCCCGAAGCUGAACGAGGGACAGUUGACGAAUAUUAAAGGCAGAUUGAUUGGUAACAGGAACUUGUACUACGCCGGGGAAAGGGUGAAGCUGGGCGGUCGCAUGAAGGUCGAACAGUUCAGUCCGAGGAAGGAUUUCCUCGUGCCCGGAUUCUUAGCGCCGAGGCAGGUGCAGCAGUUCAUGGAGGGUCAUUGCCUCCGACCAACGUUCCUGAUAGGCAUACAGUUCCCCCUACACGAGGCGCUUAGCGGCAACCUUUCCGACGAGAGCUACGAGCAAGUAACACAGCGGUACAGCGAAAAUGGUGUCGUCGAGAGAGAACCUCCAGGCGGCGCGCAGAAUGUCAUGCAGUGCUACGUGCGCUCCCAAGUUGUGUCCGACAAGAGCGUGGCGGACUGUGUGGAGGCGAUCAUCGGCACUUAUCUGCUGCACGGCGGCGUACUCGGCGCCGUCAAAGUACUCGAGUGGCUGCGUGUCCUUCCUCCCCAGGAUAACUUCGCGUCAUACCUCGGCAAGAAAGUGCCCACCGUGAUCACAGAGGGAAAGAGCACACUAGAUGAGCUGGACUUUCUUCUCAACAGCUGUCAGAAAGACAUCGAGCAGAUACUCAACUACAAGUUCAAGGAUCCGUCCUUUUUACUUGAGGCUUUAUCACACCCGUCCUACAUACGGAACCGUCUGACUCGCUCCUACGAGCGUCUGGAGUUCCUCGGCGACGCCAUCUUGGAUUUCUUAAUUACAUCGCAUAUAUUCGAGAACUGCGAUCAGCUGAAGCCGGGCGAGCUCACGGACCUGCGCUCGGCGCUUGUUAACAAUGUCACGUUCGCGUCCUACGUCGUCAAACUGGGACUACACAAGUAAGUAGUCACUUUUCACGUAA